Molecule: messenger RNA, 2464 nt
Organism: Chanos chanos (milkfish)
Lineage: Eukaryota; Metazoa; Chordata; Actinopteri; Gonorynchiformes; Chanidae
Product: E3 ubiquitin-protein ligase SMURF2-like
Exons: 20
Coding region: 30-2339 (769 amino acids)
Biological process (GO): protein ubiquitination; negative regulation of BMP signaling pathway; proteasome-mediated ubiquitin-dependent protein catabolic process
Cellular component (GO): cytoplasm
Molecular function (GO): SMAD binding; ubiquitin protein ligase activity
Source: RefSeq, a predicted model, not a curated record
AAAGACGUCAAGCUGGAACGCAAAGGGACAUGUCUAAUCAAGGGGUGAGGAGAAAUGGCCCAGUAAAACUGCGACUGACAGUGCUCUGUGCAAAAAACCUUUCGAAGAAAGACUUCUUCAGAUUGCCUGACCCCUUUGCCAAGGUGGUUGUUGACGGUUCAGGGCAAUGCCAUUCUACAGAUACUGUGAGGAACACGCUCGACCCCAAAUGGAACCAACAUUACGACCUGUAUAUCGGCAAGUCCGACUCCAUCACCAUCAGCGUGUGGAACCAUAAGAAGAUCCACAAAAAGCAGGGAGCAGGCUUCCUGGGCUGCGUAAGGCUUCUGUCUAAUAACAUCAACCGCCUCAAAGACACCGGCUACCAGAAGCUGGACCUGAACAGGCUCGGCCCCAACGACAAUGACACGGUCAGAGGGCAGAUUGUGGUGAGCCUGCAGUCUAGAGACAAAAUUGGCAAAGGAGGUCCCAUGGUGGACUGCAGUCGUUUGUUUGACAACGACCUACCCGAUGGCUGGGAGGAAAGGAGGACAGCAUCUGGCAGGAUCCAAUAUCUAAAUCACAUCACGCGCACCACGCAGUGGGAGAGACCGACCAAGCCUGCGUCUGAAUACUCCAGCCCUGGACGGCCUCUCAGCUGUCUGAUGGAUGAGAACACGCCCGUUUUGACGCCCAACGGGGCCGCAGGCAUUACUCCCAGUGACCCGAGGGUGCAGGAGAGACGGGUUAGAUCCCAGAGACACCGAAACUACAUGAGUCGAACCCACCUGCACAUGCCGCCAGACCUCCCAGAGGGCUACGAGCAGAGAACAACACAGCAAGGUCAGGUGUACUUCCUCCACACUCAGACAGGUGUGAGCACAUGGCAUGACCCCCGCGUACCCAGGGAUCUCAGUAAUGUGAAUUGCGAGGAGCUGGGGCCUCUGCCCUCAGGCUGGGAGAUCCGGAAUACCGCCACAGGCCGGGUCUACUUUGUGGACCACAACAACCGCACCACGCAGUUUACAGACCCGCGUCUCUCCGCCAACCUCCACCUAGUCCUCAACCCAAGUUCAAACGGUUCUCGUUCUGGCACAGACAGCCAAAACUCCAACCUCAGUCGUCCUGGUCAACUGAAGGAGCACCAGCCUCCACAGCAGGUCUUGUCCCUUGGGCAGCUCUCUGAGGAGGCAGAAUGUCUGACGGUGCCCAAGUAUAAGAGGGACCUGGUUCAGAAACUGAAGAUCCUGCGGCAGGAGCUGAGCCAGCAGCAGCCCCAGGCCGGGCACUGUCGCGUCGAAGUGUCCCGCGAGGAGAUCUUUGAGGAGUCCUACAGACAGGUGAUGAAAAUGAGGCCUAAGGACCUGUGGAAGAGACUGAUGGUGAAGUUUCGAGGAGAGGAGGGUUUAGACUAUGGAGGCGUGGCCAGGGAGUGGCUGUACCUGUUAUCCCACGAGAUGCUGAACCCGUACUAUGGACUCUUCCAGUACUCGCGUGACGACAUCUACACGCUGCAGAUCAACCCAGACUCUGCCGUCAAUCCGGAGCAUCUGUCAUAUUUCCACUUUGUGGGGAGGAUAAUGGGCAUGGCUGUGUUCCACGGGCACUACAUUGACGGAGGCUUCACGCUGCCCUUCUACAAGCAGCUUCUGGGAAAACCCAUCACCCUGGACGACAUGGAGUCCGUGGACCCAGAUCUGCACAAGAGCCUCGUCUGGAUCCUAGAGAACGACAUCACGGGUGUGCUGGACCACACCUUCUGUGUCGAGCACAGCGCCUACGGAGAGAUCAUCCAACAUGAGCUCAGACCAAACGGCAAGAGCAUGUCCGUUACCGAGGAAACCAAGAAGGAGUAUGUCAGGCUGUACGUGAACUGGAGGUUUCUGCACGGCAUUGAGGCUCAGUUCCUUGCUCUACAGAAAGGCUUUAAUGAAGUCAUCCCCCAGCACCUGCUCAAAUCGUUCGAUGAGAAAGAGCUGGAGCUCAUCGUGUGUGGUCUGGGAAAGAUCGACAUUAACGACUGGAAGGCAAACACUCGGCUGAAGCACUGCACGGCCGACAGUAACGUGGUGAAGUGGUUCUGGAAGGCUGUGGAGUCGUACGACGAAGAGAGACGUGCCAGACUCCUACAGUUUGUCACCGGCUCCUCCAGGGUCCCCCUGCAGGGCUUCAAAGCCCUACAAGGUGCUGCGGGGCCUAGACAGUUCACCAUCCAUCUGAUUGAUGCCAGUACAAACAAUUUACCCAAAGCCCACACGUGUUUUAACAGGAUAGACAUUCCUCCCUAUGAGCACUAUGAAAAACUCUAUGACAAGCUGCUGACGGCUAUCGAGGAGACGUGUGGCUUUGCAGUGGAAUGAAGGACAGCUUUUGGAGGGAACACAGUCACAGAGUGAGCUGUCACCAGCCCCCACGAGGGAACUCUGGGUAAUCUGCCAACGGUGUCCGUCGCACAGGGACUGGGCCGGGAUGGCGUGGAGAUGGG